AUGCAACCAUUCAACGUCUCCACACUCCUUCACAGAGCAAUGGUGAAGUACAGCAAGUUGGAUGAGUGUUUGGAUACGAAGGCGCAUAAAAAGUAUCGGAAAGCGCCCCGAUAUUACUUCCACGUACUCCAUCUGAGAUUCAUGAACUCUUUGGAUCAGUACUUGAAGGCGAAUGGAAAGAUGGAUGGAUCUAGAAAGAGAAGAUGGGCGGAGUCAAUGGAAGAUUCAGUGAUUAUCAAGAAGGAGAAGAAGGAGGUGGUUACAGUCAAAAGAGCAAAAUUUGAGAAUAAUGUUGUUGAAUAA
Molecule: messenger RNA, 303 nt
Organism: Caenorhabditis remanei
Lineage: Eukaryota; Metazoa; Nematoda; Chromadorea; Rhabditida; Rhabditidae
Exons: 1
Coding region: 1-303 (100 amino acids)
Source: RefSeq, a predicted model, not a curated record